AUGGAAGUUGUUUUGGAAAUCGGAGAAGAGGCUAGACCUAAACCUUGUUCUUCAGAAACUGGAUCAGCUAAACAACAAGACGAGCCAGCUGAGAAAACCCUAGGAGACGAUUCUACUCAGGAGAACGGUGUUCGGGUUUCUGAAAACGGAGAGCAGAAGAUUUUGGGCGAUGUUGACGAGGGUGACAACAAAUCGAAGGAAAACGUUGUUGUUGAGGAGAAAUUGAACGGUUCUGGAGUAAUUGAAGAUUGUGUGAUGAAUGGCGUUUCGUCGUUACUGAAAUUGAAGCAAGAUGUAGCUGAAGAUGAAGAUGGAGAAGAAGAAGAAGAUGAUGAUGAAGAGCAUGGAUACUGUGUAGGAGAUUUCGUGUGGGGCAAAAUCAAGAAUCAUCCAUGGUGGCCAGGUCAGAUUUAUGAUCCAUCUGAUGCUUCAGAUUUGGCAUUGAAGAAGAAGCAAAAGGGGAAAUUGCUUGUUGCGUAUUUUGGAGACGGGACGUUCGCUUGGUGCGGCCCAUCGCAGUUGAAACCGUUUGCAGAGAGUUUCAACGAGUGUUCAACGGCAAGCAAUUCGAAGAGCUUCGUCGUUGCGGUGAAAGAGGCUGUUGAAGAAAUGGGUAGACACAUGGAGUGUUUACUGAUCUGUGAGAAGCAGAAGCUUGAUAAUCCAGAAGCUAAGAAUGCUGGGAUAAAAGAAGGUGUUCUUGUUCGUGAUGUGAGAAGAGAAAUCAUUUCGUCUUUGGUGCUUGGCAAAUCUGAAGGGAUUCUUAAAAAUGUUAGAAGCUUGGCAGAGACUGUUAGCUUUAACGGUUUGCUUGAGCUCGAGGUUUUCAAAAGGAAGGUGUCUGCGUUUUAUCGGUCACAGAGAGGAUAUGGUUUGACUGAGUAUCAUGAGCCCCAAACAGUCCCAGGACUUGAAGACAAGAACAAUGACGACGAUAAUGAUGAAGACGUUAACAUUGAUGAACGUUCUAGCAUCGAGGUGGAAGAAAAAGAUGAAGAAGAAGCGUUGGAUCCUGGAGGGUCUUCUGUUCAGAGAUCGAUGGUGAAGUGUUCUGGGUUUCCUGAUCAUAGGCAGCAACACAGAAGGAAGCAGAAGAGCAUUGCUGAGAUAUUGGAGAAUGAGUCGUCUGCGAUGGUGAGAUUCAUGACGGAGCCAUCGAAUGGAGCUGUCAAGUCUGGUAGGAAGAAAGAAUCCGCCACCACGCCGAGGAGGAGGAGAACGAGCAAACUUUCUGCAAUUGAAGACAAGAAAGUGGAAGAAAAUGGCAACGGCGAAACUUUGUCGAGGAAGAAGAAGAGAAGCGUCGUGGAUGAUGAUGGUGGGAGCGAAGACAGAGAAGAGUCAGCUCAUGUAGUAGAAGAGACUGUUAAAGACGAGGUCUCGGAUCCGGAAACCGAUAUUGAUUCAACUCCAUUGGCUUCACUGAGGAAAAGGGUCAAGGUUGAUGCAAAGAAGACUGAAAAUGGUGAGACCGCUACACUAUCAUUAAAGAGAGAGAGGAAGAAGAGCAAGUAUUUUUCGCCUGAGUUCUUGUCGGAUUUUUCAUCGAGAGGGAGAAAAAAGAGCAAAGUCGAAUCUGAAUCUUCUAAAGCUCCAAGUCAGAGCCAAGCAGGAGAUCACCAAAUGACUGAUGCUAGUAAUAGCCUAGCCAUCGUGGUAAUGGAAGAGGAUAAUAAGUUGGAGAAUGUUUUAGGUAAUGAAGAACAGUCGGAGGAACUGAGUAACGCAGUGGAGUUUCUGAGAUUGGGAGCUACACCAACGGAAAUGAGGGAUCUGAUUCGUGUGGCUGCUCUUGGUAUACAGUAUCCAAAAGACAGUAGCUCAAGAGACAUGGUGAGAGAAUUCAUGUCCAUCUACAGAAGCUUCACUUAUCAUGAGGGUGCUAAUAGCAAGGUUUUAGGGAGUUAUAGUGGUUCAGGUAAAGAAACGGAAGAACUUGCUGAGACGGGAAAGCCCGAGACUAACAGCAAAGAGAGAAAAGAUAAGAAGCGUAAAGCAAAGCAGCAAACAGAGGAGAUUGAGCAGAUUGGUAAAGAAGAGAAUGAGUCAACAAAGAAAGAGAGAAAGGCUAAGAAGCCUAAAUCAAAGAAGCAAGGGGAUGAAGAAGGAGAAACUCAGAAAGAGGCGGGUGGUGGGUCAACAAAGAAAGAGAGAAAGCCUAAGAAGCCUAAAUCAAAGAAGGAAGGAGAUGAAGAAGAAGAAGAAACUGUGAAAGAGGCGAGUGAGUCAACGAAGAAAGAGAGAAAGCCUAGGAAGCCUAAAGCAAACAAGCAAGCAGAUGAAGAAGAAGGAACCGGGAAAGAGUCGAGUGAGCCAAGAAAGAAAGAGAGGAAACCAAAGAAGCCUAAGGAAGACGAAACCCAGAAGGAGGCAAUGGAGAUAGAGAAACCUGAGAAGUCUGAGAAGGAGUUUUCUGGAGCUGAGCUGUUUGUUACAUUUGGUCCUGGUUCAACUUUGCCUAAGAAGGAAGAGCUAAUCGAAGUCUAUGGAAAGUUUGGAGCGUUGGAUGAAGAGAGAACGUUCUACACCGACUUAUGCGCCCAUGUCGCCUUCUUGAACACAGCUGAUGGUGAGAAAGCCUUUGAGUCCUCACUAGAGAAAUGUCCAUUUGCUUUUACUUCCAAAAUUAAGUUCAGGCUCAAGUAUCCUAAUGAGAGAGCAGAAGAGAAGAAACCUGAAGCUGAAGUUGAAGUUGCUGAAGAGAAGACAAUGGAGGUGGAGUGUGUGAAGAAGAAGUUGGAUGAGAUGAGAUCAUUGGUGGAUGGAGCUGAUGGAGGAAUAAUGACUGAAGAAGUGAAAGUGAAACUAGAAGAUGGGAUUGUGAGUUUGCUGGAGAAGGUGAGGACGAUGAAAUCAUCUUAG
Molecule: messenger RNA, 2862 nt
Organism: Microthlaspi erraticum
Lineage: Eukaryota; Viridiplantae; Streptophyta; Magnoliopsida; Brassicales; Brassicaceae
Source: the annotation of a GenBank genome assembly